CUUGAUGCGGUUAGUCGAGGAUGGCUGACCGCUUCUGAGCAGCAACCUCUGCGCUCUCAGAGGCUCAACUCCAAGCAAUUACACCAGGAUAACUCAAGGGCACAAGCGGAGAAGAGGAAGAAAAGCAGAACUUUGCAGACUGUUGGAAAUAGCCGUCAGUCAUUUCAAUCCCACGUUUUUUUUUCCAUUUUGGGGAGCGAAAGGAGGAAAUUUUGACCAUGCCUGCUGAAGUGAAACAGGAGCAGAGUCCCAGCAACGCCACUUCUCUGGCCAUGAUGCAGGAGCCACCGGAAGUGGUGGAAGAGACAGUCACCAUAGAGGAGGACCCCGGGACCCCUACUUCCCAUGUUUCGGUGGUCACUUCGGAUGAUGGGACCACACGCCGCACAGAAACCAAGGUGACCAAAAUGGUGAAGACGGUGACCACACGCACUGUGCGUCAGGUUCCUCUUGGCCCUGAUGGCUUGCCCAUGCCGGAGGGUUCAUCCCCAUUGGGAAGCUACACCGACUCCAUUGACCGGCGUUAUAUCAAGAAUGGGGGCGAUCGCUUCAUCACGCCUCAAGCCUCAUCCACCUUGACACGCUCUUACAACAACUCCUACAAUGAUUCCUACGGUGAGACGCCAGAGAGUCAGUACAUUCGCCACUACGGUCUGCAUGACGGCUACACUGAUUUGGCGGACAACUACGGCAGCCUGUCACGAGGCGUCAACUUCCGUCCGCCUCGCUACCCCUACAUGCCGAAUAGCUACCGGCCAGAGAACAGCUAUACACUGCCCAUUCGUAAAGAUGACUAUGGCCAUGUGGCCCAACCCCAGGUUCCUAUGGGUAGCAGCACUGUUGACCUGAAUCGCUCCCAGCCUGAGCGCUUUCAGGCCGAACCAUAUGGCCUGGAAGAUGAUCGUCGCAGCUUUGGCCCUGAGGAUGAGGAGCCAUAUGAGCUCGAACCUGACUAUUCCACCGCUAACCGACGCACACUAAAAGGAGCCAACCGGGGUCGCACCCAUAGGGAACCACUUCGUGAUGGGCCCAGAGUCAGAGGCUACCCAGAAGAGCCCAUUGAUACAGAGCUGAUUGAUGAACGCCAUCCGUACAUCCAUGGCAUGUAUUGUGCGCCACUGGCGCAACCAGAGCGAGGGAGCAUGGCCAGUCUGGACCAUAUGGGAGGUCGCCGUUCACCCUCAAUUGAUAGCAUUCGUAAGGAUCCACGUUGGCGUGAUCCGGAUCUACAAGAGGUUAUCGCCAUGUUGGGCCACCCCAUUGACCCUGUCAAGUCCAAUGCUGCUGCCUAUUUGCAGCACCUCUGCUAUGAAAAUGAUAAAAUCAAAAAGGAUGUGCGCCAGCUGAAGGGAAUUCCUAUCCUGGUGGGACUACUGGACCACCCCAAGUCUGAGGUCCACCGCAAAGCUUGCGGGGCCUUACGCAACAUCUCCUAUGGCAAGGACAAUGACAAUAAGGUGGCCAUCAAAAACUGUGAUGGUAUUCCUGCUCUCAUUCGCCUCCUGAGGAAGACUAAUGACAUGGAGGUUCGAGAGCUCAUCACUGGGACUCUUUGGAACCUGUCCUCCUAUGAACCCUUGAAGAUGGUCAUCAUAAACCACGGCCUCCAAACAAUGACCAACGAGGUCAUCAUCCCGCACUCUGGGUGGGAGCAUGAACCAAAUGAGGACUCAAAGCCACGUGAUGCAGAGUGGACCACUGUCUUCAAAAACACCUCCGGGUGCUUGAGAAACGUAAGCUCAGAUGGGGCCGAGGCUCGGCGCAGACUGAGAGAGUGUGACGGAUUGGUGGAUUCCCUGCUGCAUGCCCUCCAAUCAGCUGUAGGGAAGAAGGAUAUGGAUAAUAAGUCUGUGGAGAACUGUGUCUGUAUUAUGAGGAACCUGUCCUACCAUGUCCACAAAGAGGUGCCAGGAGCCGAAAGGUUUCAAGACCCGUCAGCACCACAGGCCCCUGGCUCCGGAGGGCCACAGAGAAAGAAGAAGGAUGAUGCUGGCUGCUUCGGAGGGAAAAAGGCCAAAGGUAGAAAAAAUGGUGAGAAUGACAAAAACUACGAAACAUUGGAUCUUCCCAAGCGUACUGACCCGACGAAAGGUUUUGAGCUUCUUUAUCAACCAGAAGUGGUAAGACUUUAUCUUUCUCUGCUGACCGAGAGCCAAAACUUCAACACCCUGGAGGCUGCUGCUGGCGCUCUGCAGAACCUUGGUGCUGGGCAAUGGACUUGGUCCAACUACAUCCGGGCAACAGUGCGUAAAGAGAAAGGUCUCCCCAUACUGGUAGAGCUGUUACGCUCCGAUUCCGACAAGGUAGUCCGAGCUGUGGCCAUCGCCCUGCGCAAUCUCUCCAUCGAUCGUCGCAACAAGGACCUCAUUGGAAGUUACGCCAUGAGGGACCUGGUCAGUAACUUGCCCAGCGGACAGCAGCGACCAGCCAAGAACUUAGAGGAGGAUACCGUGGUCGCCAUCCUCAACACCAUCCACGAAAUUGUCACAGACAGCUCGGAAAACGCCCGGUCUCUCAUUCAGGCCCAGGCCAUUGAGAAACUAGUCGCUAUCAACCGGACCAGCCAAUCACCCAGAGAAACAAAAGCUGCAUCUCAUGUGCUGCAAACUGUGUGGAGUUAUAAGGAAUUAAGGAACGCUUUGACAAAGGAUGGCUGGAACAAGAGCCAUUUUCAGCCCACGAUGACAGCAACCCCUAAAGCAACCAAGAAUGGCAAAACGGGUUAUGAUGAUACAACUCUGCCCCUUAUGGAGAAGAACCAAGAUGGGUACUCCACCAUUGACCAGAGGGACAAAGACUGCAAGUACAAGACAGGCGACAGUUCAGUGGACCUGACAGAGCAGGAGCCAGUAAAGAAUGACACAAGUAGGAAACACUAUAUCAGGAGUAAUAGGCCUGCAGUCAGUCUGGUGGACGCUUGUGACGUUAAUCCACAGCCUGUUGAUUCCUGGGUCUAAGUGCAUGCAUGGCUUAAAAGAGCAACAUAGUGACACUACAGGAGGAUCUCUCACAUCACCACUGCCAUUUCAUACGGAGCUUGUUUGGAGAUGAACUUUGUACAGAUAGAGGAUUAGAGUAAUAAUCGAUCAUUAUCAGGACAACGACUACCCAGCAGCAGCCAGCAAUUUCGCUUUAAAAAGUAAAAAAAUGAAGAUACGGAGUGACUGUUCCUACGACUUUUACAUUUCUACAUUGCCACUGGACAGCAUGUGAAUUCUUCAGUGUUGGCUGCUUGCUGAGAUCUCCUGGUGACAUCAAGGCUUUCAAGGUUGACAAUGCAAAGGAAUGGAUUUGAGAAUGGGAGGAAGGGACUGUGAAGGGGAAGUGAAUGUGUGCUGAAAGAAAAAAGGAAUACUUUGAUUUUGGCUUUGUUCUAAAGCUGGCCGUGCGGUUUUGUCCGAGUUAUUUCAAUUUGUUGUGUAAGUUUGGUAUUUUUGAUAUGGGCGGUGUGGAUUGGCUGAUUGAUUGAUUGAUCGAUUGAUUGAUUCAUUGAUUGCGUCACUGGAUGUUAGUUUUGGUUCAGGUAGGGGUGGUAAAAAAGACAAGCUGUAGCAUAGCGGACAAACAGACACCUCAAAAGUCAUCCAACCACAGCCCAUUUGGUUCACUGUGUUUGAAGAAAACUGCACUGGAAUGCUUUGGUAUAAGAGGUUUGUAUUAUAAAGUGAGGAUUCUGAAAGUUGUGCUCUGGACAGUAGAAGGUGAUGGAUGGCGGGUGGGCAUCGAAUGGGGCAACAUCUAAAAGAUUACUAGAUGUAUAGAAUAUAUGUGCUGUAAAUGAACAACACCUGCAUAGAUGGUCUUCAAGUGGUUGGAAAGCAGGCAGCAUAACAUGACAACACAGUCGCUUGGGUUUUCUGCUCACUGGCUCUUUGAUUUGCAUAAAAGGAAAUAAGGCAUUUUGCUUAGAAAGAUGACAAAAAGACAAAAUAUGGUUGUUCUGUUGAAAAAUAUCUUUUUUUUUUGGUCAAAUUUUACAAACGUGUACAGUAUAUUAGGGUCAAAAAUGACAAAAAGGCCAAUCUCUUAGUUGUAUAUUAUUACCACAUUGUUUGGAAAACACAUUGGAUUGAAAGGAGGUAACAACCACAUAAUUUACAUGUGCCAAGUUACUUAGACCAUUGCUUAUUUAUAUAUUGUAAGUAAAAAGGAUUUUAAAAAUGAUCAUUCAUAAGGCAAAAAAAAAGUGUUUUAUGACAACUUCCGCAUUUGGGUGGAGGGUCAGAGGUCAAGAAAAGAAAUCCGUUAUAAAUAUAAUUUUUACUAUUCCUUUAUUUUCACUGUGUUACAAUCAAGCACUCAUUAGUGCUUCUUAAAGUUAAAUGUUGCUGUAUACAUGAAAAAAAGUGUACAGAUGUUCAUAUUCUUUUUAAGUGCCAUUUUGUGGUGAUUUCAACUAAUCCAUUGACAUGAGGCAAAAGAAAAGCAGAAUGGACAAAAAUCGUUCAAGGCAAACUGAAAGGUCACACUGUAUAAAGUCAAGUAUAAAAAGAGUCGUAUAGAAUAUAUUUUUUACAAAGUAUCAUGAUGGACAACUUUGACUUGGAAAAACAGAGUGACAUAAAGUCAAUUAGCCAUUUCCCUCGUGCUUGGUAAGACCACUCACAAACGUGUGUGCUAAUGUGUUCUCCAGCAUCAGUCUCUCAGAGUCAGCAUAUACUGGAGACGGAAAUUCCGUAUCACUCGUGUCACCCUUGCGAAUGGCAUGUGCCUGCAUUGACGUUUUUCUUUGUGACGUGAUUUUAUACAAGCUUGCGUUUACACAAUGUUUACAAAGAUGUGUGUUGUGGUAAAAUACAAUAAACUACAAAUAAAUGUAUAAUUCUUAAUUCCAGAAGUUAAAACUAUCUAAUGCUACCCUGCAUCCUUUUUUUGUCCCCCAGAAUUGUGUGUUUUCAUUUGGACAGUACUGAAUUAUCUUAAAAAAACAAACAAAAAAAAACAUUAUGGGCUGUCUCUGACUGCCUCUGCAGCACCACAACCAAAGGAAUUGUACUGAACAUUUGUUAGUUUAUUGGUUUUCUGGUUGUGUGACACAUUGAUGAAAUAAAAAGCCACACAACUGUACUGUUAAAUACUAAAGGACACAGGCACACAAUGAAUCAACCCUACCUGUGUAGAUAGAACUGAUUCAAGUUUGUCAAAAUAAUCUUGGUGUAUAUCUCAGUAGCCAAUGUGUUGUAUGCCUAUCAUGUGCCUUAAUCUUUUCCAUGGUAGAUACAAAUGUGUGUUUUGUAUACCUUCUUUCCCUUCAACUGCCAUAUCUCGAGAAUCUGUCUGAAUUCCUCCCUUCAUCUCACAUGUGUCAUUGUCCCUCCCACGUGUUCCCCCAAGUAGUUUAGAUUGGCGUUGGGUUUCUGCCUUGUAAUACAUUGUAUAAUAAACUUUUACAAAAGUUAGUCAUUCAAGAUGAUUACAUUUUUUUUCCUAGAGAAGUUCAGUUGCUAAUACUUUAGUAGCGAGCAGAAGCGAUGCCACAGUGACAGAAUGUAUUACUUUCAUUUUACUAAUACCCACAUGCAAAUACUAUUAAGCUUGUUCAACAUAAUUGAAACAUGAUGGUUUGUAGAGUAUAUAUUUGGUGUGUUUACAAUAAAUCAUGCCUGGAAAGAA
Molecule: messenger RNA, 5613 nt
Organism: Syngnathus typhle (broad-nosed pipefish)
Lineage: Eukaryota; Metazoa; Chordata; Actinopteri; Syngnathiformes; Syngnathidae
Gene: arvcfb
Product: ARVCF delta catenin family member b
Exons: 16
Coding region: 219-2957 (912 amino acids)
Biological process (GO): cell-cell adhesion; cell-cell junction assembly
Cellular component (GO): adherens junction; plasma membrane; cytoplasm
Molecular function (GO): cadherin binding
Source: RefSeq, a predicted model, not a curated record